Pecten maximus is the source of this 1617-nucleotide messenger RNA. Its product is annotated as carotenoid isomerooxygenase-like. Gene Ontology annotation, molecular function: beta-carotene 15,15'-dioxygenase activity; carotenoid dioxygenase activity. The record is from RefSeq and is a predicted model, not a curated record. Bases 1 to 1617 code for a protein of 538 amino acids. Lineage: Eukaryota; Metazoa; Mollusca; Bivalvia; Pectinida; Pectinidae. The transcript has 3 exons. Gene Ontology annotation, biological process: carotene catabolic process; retinal metabolic process.
AUGGCACAACCUUCUUAUGAAAAGGAAGUCGGAGCUGUCCGUUCACAGGAGACAGGCAAACAUUACAGAACUCGGACUGACGAGAACGGGAUACAGGAUAAGGGAUUCGAGAACAUGUUUCGUACUAACACAAAAGAACUGGAGAAUGUCCCCAUCCACUUUGACAAACCGAUACCUCGAUGGAUCAACGGGAUAUUGAUCAGAAAUGGACCUGCGCAGUUCGAGGUCGGUAAUCGGAGUGUUUGCCACAUGUUUGACGGGUAUGGAAAACUCUACAGUUGGCAGUUUAAAGGAAACGGUACGGUACUUUUCUCUACUAAAUUCAUCAAAUCUAGCUUUUAUAAGAAGUCUAUCUCACAGAAUGACAUUUCUCCAUAUUUGCUGUUCGGAUCUACAGAGCCACGAUUUAACCAUCUCCUAAUGUUAUUAGCGUUAUGGCGGGGAAUGGACAACAUGAAUGUGAACAUUUACCGCUUUCCUUCCGAAGGAAAUAAACAAGGCAGCUUCGUGACAUUGAAUGAUGUUUGGGAUAACUAUGAAAUCGACCCCGUAUCCCUUAGGACGAUUGGAAAUCUGCAUCCUGAAGUCCCUUCUACCGGCGGUAUAAACAGUUUCAUCUUCAAGAAUGUUAUGUCGACGGCUCAUCCACUUCCGGAAUACGGCACGCCUCAUCAUUUUACGUACUUAUACAGUCUUGCUAUUAUUCCUGGAGUUAAACAUAGGAUUUCGCUUAUCCGGAUUAAAUCGACGACUGAACGGGAGGUUGUCGCGCAAUGGUCUGUGGAUCCAGACGAAGUUUCGUUCAUGCAUUCAUUUUCAGUUACUCCAAACUACGUGAUAUUUUUUAGUCCGCCACUAUUUCUCGAUAUUAAAUCUUUUCUGACAUCAGGAUCUAUUUCAAAAAGUUUCAAAUGGAAUGGCGCUCGAAGGAAUAUGACAAUAUAUGUCAUAGAGAUCAAGUCUGGAAUCAUCCGAACGUUUCACGUUCCACCGGUAUUCUAUUUGCAUCACAUAAACGCCUUCGAGACGUGGACUAAGGAGAUUGUAAUUGACGUACCAACAUACUUCGACGCUUCAAUCAUCUUUGAUUUAAAACUGGAAACAUUGUUAAAUCGUAGCGAAAGGAACAAACUAAAUCCACAUCCGGUUUUAACACGAUACGGGAUUAAUUUGAACAUAACGCAGGUAAGUGUGAAACCAUUUCCGGAAUCUGUUAAAUAUCCUUGUGCAACAAAGUUUGACAUGCCGAUAAUCAACGAGAACUACCGAUCUCGGAACUACUGCUACGUGUAUGGUUUGGUCAGUAAGUGUGACGAUAUCAAUUAUAGCCAUUUUGCUCUGGUUAAAAAAGAUCUUUGUGACAAUGGGAAAGAUCGGAUGUGGUUUUAUCCCAAUCAUUACCCGGCGGAAAUGUGGUUUAUUCCAUUCCCAGCCAAUAACCAUUCUAAACUUAACGAAGAUGACGGUUAUUUGUUGGUGCCCGUUCUGGAUGGUGAGAAGAAUGUGAGCUAUCUUGCCAUCAUUGAUGCCGUUUCCAUGACAACCUCUCACACAGCGGACUUACCAACGCGAGUUCCCGAAACCUUUCACGGUCGUUUCUUUCCAACUGUUAAAUGA